CGGCGACGGCCGUGCGUCUCCAGACUCGACCGGGAGGCGCCAACCGACGGCCCGAGGGGCGGUGCGGAGGGGUGUGGGGCUGGGGACCGCGACGCUCGGCCGGCCAGUCGCUGGUUGUCAGGACAGUCGCCGCCGGAGUAGGGCGAGGCUGCGUCUCUCGGUCUGGGACGUCCGGGGCCGCGUAAAGAUGAGAGCACAGAGGACGCAGGGCCGCUGGAAGCGCAGGUAACGGAGCCGGGGUUCGGUGGGGCCGCGACAGGCUUCUUCCCGGACCAGUGCUGGAUGGAGAGGACCGAGGCGACGCCGUGCCGCGGCUCCUAGCGGCGGGGCCGGUGCCCGAGCUGCAGCUGCCAGGCGAGGAUGUGUGGAGCCCGGGCGGCGCGGGGGAGCUGAGAGCCUUCGGGCCCCAGGACCCCCGGGGCCCGGGAUGAGUUAGCGAGGACAGCCGUGGGGGCCAGUUCCGACUGCUGCAGGCCACGGCCGCCGCCCGCCCGCCCCUUCCGCGCCGGAGCCGCUAGCUCCUUUCCGCGCCCGUCCGCCUGCCUGCGCUCCCGGCGCCGGAGACCAUGAGGUUCCGCAUCUACAAGCGGAAGGUGCUGAUCUUGACGCUUGUGGUGGCCGCUUGCGGCUUCGUCCUCUGGAGCAGCAAUGGGCGACAGAGGAAGAACGAGGCCCUCGCCCCGCCGCUGCUGGACGCCGAGUCUGUGCGGGGUGCAGGCGCCCGGGCCGGGGACCAUCCCGCCGUGUCCGUGGGCAUCCGCCGGGGCUCCAACGAGUCGGCGGCUCCGCUAGUCGCGGCGGCCCCGCACCCCGAGGUGGACAACCUGACGCUGCGGUACCGGUCCUUGGUGUACCAGCUGAACUUUGACCAGACGGUGAGGAAUGUAGGUAAGGCCGGCUCCUGGGCCCCCCGAGAGCUGGUGCUGGUUGUCCAGGUGCAUAACCGGCCUGAAUACCUCAAACUGCUGCUGGACUCACUUCGAAAAGCCCAGGGAAUCGACAACGUCUUCGCCAUCUUUAGCCAUGACUUCUGGUCGACCGAGAUUAAUCAGCUGAUUGCUGGGGUGGAUUUCUGUCCAGUUCUGCAGGUGUUCUUUCCUUUUAGUAUUCAGUUGUACCCCAACGAGUUUCCGGGCACUGACCCCAGAGAUUGCCCCAGAGACGUGGAGAAGAAUGCAGCUUUGCAGAUGGGAUGCAUUAAUGCUGAAUAUCCCGACUCCUUCGGCCAUUAUAGAGAGGCCAAAUUCUCCCAAACCAAACACCACUGGUGGUGGAAGCUGCAUUUUGUAUGGGAGAGGGUCAAAGUCCUUCGAGACCAUGCUGGCCUCAUACUUUUCCUAGAAGAGGAUCACUACUUAGCCCCAGACUUUUACCAUGUCUUCAAAAAGAUGUGGCAGUUAAAGCAGCAAGAGUGUCCUGAGUGUGAUGUUCUCUCCCUGGGGACCUAUACUGCCAUUCGCAGUUUCUAUGGCGUUGCUGACAAGGUAGAUGUGAAAACGUGGAAAUCCACAGAGCACAAUAUGGGUCUGGCCUUGACUCGGGAUGCGUAUCAGAAGCUGAUUGAGUGCACAGAUACUUUCUGUACUUACGAUGAUUAUAACUGGGACUGGACCCUUCAGUAUUUGACUGUAUCUUGUCUUCCAAAAUUCUGGAAAGUGCUGGUUCCUCAAGUUCCUAGGAUUUUUCAUGCUGGAGACUGUGGUAUGCACCACCAAAAAACCUGUAGACCAUCCACCCAGAGUGCCCAAAUUGAGUCACUCUUAAAUAAUAACAAACAGUACCUGUUUCCAGAAACUCUAACUAUCAGUGAGAAGUUUAUGGCAGCCCUUUCCCCACCUAGGAAAAAUGGAGGGUGGGGAGAUAUUAGGGACCAUGAACUCUGUAAAAGUUAUAGAAGACUGCAGUAAAAA
Messenger RNA from Physeter macrocephalus (sperm whale), 1910 nucleotides. RefSeq names its product alpha-1,6-mannosyl-glycoprotein 2-beta-N-acetylglucosaminyltransferase (gene MGAT2). Gene Ontology annotation, molecular function: alpha-1,6-mannosylglycoprotein 2-beta-N-acetylglucosaminyltransferase activity. The transcript has a single exon. Bases 567 to 1907 code for a protein of 446 amino acids. Gene Ontology annotation, biological process: oligosaccharide biosynthetic process; protein N-linked glycosylation. The record is from RefSeq and is a predicted model, not a curated record. Gene Ontology annotation, cellular component: Golgi membrane; Golgi stack. Lineage: Eukaryota; Metazoa; Chordata; Mammalia; Artiodactyla; Physeteridae.